CUCAAAAUGAAGGGCUUUAAGUGCUACGCCCCUUUCGCCCUAUAAAAGUCUCCUAAACCAACUUUUCAUUCGUUACCUAGCAAAAACCCUAAGCAGCAGCCGGUGCAGGUCCUUCCCUUCUCUCCCCAGGAAACAACAUCUCCGCCACUAGCAGCCAUGACAUUCAAGCGUAGGAACGGUGGCCGUAACAAGCACGGGCGGGGACACGUCAAGUUCAUCCGCUGUUCCAACUGCGGCAAAUGCUGCCCUAAGGACAAAGCAAUCAAGAGAUUUCUUGUGAGAAACAUUGUCGAGCAAGCUGCUGUGAGGGAUGUCCAGGAUUCCUGCGUUUAUGAUGGAUAUGUCCUUCCCAAGCUGUACGUGAAGAUGCAGUACUGCGUUUCAUGUGCCAUUCACUCCAGGGUCGUGAGGGUUCGCUCUCGCACUGAGCGCAGGAACCGGGAGCCACCACAGCGUUUCCUUAGGCGCAGGGAUGACUUGCCAAAGCCUGGACAGCCUGGUCAGCCUGGUCAAGGAAUUCGUCCUGCAGGGACUGGGACUGCUGCUAGAGCUUAAGAAUUCAAUUUAUUCUGUUUGAUGUUUGUUAUGAAGUUGCAACUGGAAUUUUCAGAGGAAUGUUUUGAAAUUUCACUCUUUAAUUUGGACCCGCUAGUCCUUUUAAGGAUCAUAUAUGUUUAAGAUGUCGAAAGGUUUUGGUUGAUGAGAAUGCACUUUGGAAUCACUGGAUUUUCUGCUUUA
Manihot esculenta (cassava) is the source of this 738-nucleotide messenger RNA. Its product is annotated as 40S ribosomal protein S26-1. NCBI's taxonomy places the organism in Eukaryota, Viridiplantae, Streptophyta, Magnoliopsida, Malpighiales, Euphorbiaceae. The transcript has 5 exons. Gene Ontology annotation, biological process: translation. Gene Ontology annotation, cellular component: cytosolic small ribosomal subunit; ribosome. Gene Ontology annotation, molecular function: structural constituent of ribosome; mRNA binding. The coding region runs from base 157 to 555 and encodes 132 amino acids. The record is from RefSeq and is a predicted model, not a curated record.